Messenger RNA from Aedes albopictus (Asian tiger mosquito), 2834 nucleotides. RefSeq names its product WD and tetratricopeptide repeats protein 1-like. Bases 294 to 2177 code for a protein of 627 amino acids. NCBI's taxonomy places the organism in Eukaryota, Metazoa, Arthropoda, Insecta, Diptera, Culicidae. Gene Ontology annotation, biological process: negative regulation of fatty acid biosynthetic process. The transcript has 8 exons. Gene Ontology annotation, molecular function: protein binding. The record is from RefSeq and is a predicted model, not a curated record. Gene Ontology annotation, cellular component: Cul4-RING E3 ubiquitin ligase complex; cytoplasm.
UUUAACUGUUUGAGAUGGAGUUGUACGACGGAUGUAUUUUCUCCGAAGCAGCUUGCUCUUCUGGUUUGAGCCUGGGUUUUAGUGCAAGAAAUUGAAUAACAAAUACGAAAUACAUCGGGACUAACAUAAGCCAUUGUAUUGCUUUUAAACUGAUAAGCGUUAAUAUGACACAAAGAGAAUUAUGUUUAGGCAAGAUAAUCUGUCAAUAACACAAGCAGCUGGUAGUGGAAUGAUGAGUUGAUGAUGUUAUUUUUACGCAAUAACUCGGCCAGAUUCGCUCCGAAUUAUCCGCGAUGAAGCGGAAGCUGAACUAUCCGAACGUGACGAAUGUGGCACAGAUUCUGCUCAAUCGCAACUACAGCGACAUCGAGCACAUCCUCAAAAACCGACUGAAAACGGCACCGCAGUUCAUCGACAAGAUCGAACUAGAGGCGGAACUAAAAGGGCACAGCGGUUGCGUCAAUUGUCUGGAAUGGAGCACCAAUGGUCGCAUCCUGGCCUCGGCUUCCGACGAUUUCCACGUGAUGCUGUGGGAUCCCUUCACCCACAAGCAGAUUCUGGAUUUGGCGACCCCUCACGAAGGGAACAUUUUCUCGGUCAAGUUCCUGCCGAAGCGAAACGAUUCGAUCCUGCUAACCGGUGCCGGGGACUGCAAAAUGUACGUUUUCGACAUCAACCGGGGUGAAUUUCCCAUUCGGAAGUGCACUUGCCAUGGCCAGCGGAUAAAGCGUCUGGCAACAACGCCGAAACUGAUCCAUCUGUUCUGGUCCGCGGCGGAGGAUGGCCGAGUGCUGCAGCAUGACAUGCGGACGGCCCACACAUGCCGGGCCAACGACGCUAAUGUUCUCAUCAAUCUGAAAAAUCACAUCAACGAAAUGCCCGAGGUGAAGUGCAUCGCCAUCAAUCCACACCGGCCGGAACAGAUGGCGAUAGGAGCAAACGAUUGCUACGCGAGGAUCUACGAUCGUCGGAUGUUGUCGUUGAUGAAGUUCAGCACCGUGGUGGAAGCCAAACCAAAUGAACAUGACACGGACAACGUCCCACGGGAAGGAUGUGUCCAGUACUACUGUCCGGGGCACCUCAGCCGAAACAAAGGCACCGUGUACUCCAUCUUCAACCAGAAAGCCAUCACCUACCUGACGUUCAGCCCGGAUGGUUCCGAGCUGUUGGUCAACAUGGCUUCCGAGCAGAUAUACCUGUACGAUCUGAAUCGCCCGCGGGAACCCACGUUCCUUAAACUGCCGAAGUUCACCGACCCGAUCAACGGAACCAACGGAACGACAGUGAAAAAUGGCGAGAAAAUCAAACACAAACUCGCACCGGACGUGGAACACAUGAAGAAGGAAGGCAACGCCAACCUGGAGAAGGAAAAGUAUCUGCAGGCGAUACAGCAGUACACUCUGGCCAUCCGGAAGGCCCAGGAGAAGGACUGCUCCGCACUGUACCUGAACCGAGCGACGGCGCUCAUGAAGAGGAAUUGGUUCGGCGACGUGUACGCAGCGGUGCGCGAUUGCCAGCGGGCUCUGCGCCUAGAUCCCCACUACGUCAAAGCUCACUUCCGGUUGGCCCGGGCUCUGCUCAAACUGGGCCAACUGCAGGACGCAUCCGAAUGUUUGGCCGAACUGAUCAAACGGUUUCCGUCGUAUGCGAAAAACCACGGCGUCCUAAUGCUGGACAAGGACAUCGAAGCCGAGCUGGAAAAGCAACGCCAGCGGCAACGGGAACGACCGCAGGAGUCCGAUGCCGAUCAGUACUCGGUGAAUGAGUUGGCAUGGCGGGCAGCUGCUCUAGACUAUGAGGACCGAUUUGUCGGUCAUCUCAAUACUAAGACAGAUAUCAAGGAGGCAAACUACUUUGGUGAUGCGAAUUACAUCGUGGCUGGCUCGGACGACGGCAAUUUCUUCAUCUGGGAACGGGACAGCGGAAUGAUAUCCGCCAUCUACCAAGCGGACGAACUGAUCGUAAACUGUGUGCAACCCCACCCGUACGAGUGCCUGCUGGCCACGAGCGGGAUCGACCACGAGGUCCGCCUGUGGUCGCCGCAACCGUUCGAAAAAGUCCCCGUCAAACACCGGCUGGACGUCGUCGACGGGACCGUCAACGAGAACCAGAACCGCAUGCAAUCCGAUCCGUUCGACACGCUGGCCCCGGAUCAGGCCAUGUGCCGAGCUAGUUAGCUUCUGAUUGCUGAUCCAACAACCCAUGUGAUCGAGUGUAGGACUAUUAAAUUAUUUGCUAUAACGGUACGAUUUUUAUACAGCUGAGCGAGUGCCGAGCCGCCAGUGACCACCCCCGAACGUGACGCAUCUGAAAUUCGUUACAUGCCCACGAACCCAUGAAUUAUAUUAACCCACAUGAUUGUUACUACCAUUAUACCGCAAUACUAAAUAACCCUUCUCACUAAACCGGUUAAAAUUGUCAUCCGUUAGUACAUAGUAGUAGUACAUAGAUCAGAAAAUAGGAAUUGCACGCUAUAAAUAAGGUGACCCAAAACGUUAUGAAUCCUCAGCAACUGUUUACAGAGGAUUCAAUUAUUUUCGGUUUGCUCCGUUCUGGCAGAAAGUGACGUUAGAUGCUGUUGUGUAGUACCUACUACUAUUGAAUGCAGGAAAAUUUUGUGAUUUAUGUUUUUGGGAUGUGAUUUUGGUUUCGAUCUUUUACGAUUAGUUCGUAUUUGACAUUAGUUUAAUAUAUUUUACAUUUUUGUUUGAAAUCCUUUAAUUUGUUUUUUUUAUUAUUCUAAUCAGAUGAUGAAAAAUUACUUCAUGAAAAUAGCGUCGUGUUCUUAUCGGUUGAACGUACCGGAUUAUAAUAAAGUACAUUGAACUAUUACA